UGAAACUCUUCAAUCUAUUAAAAUCAAUAUGAAUUUCGCUAAUUAUUUCAUAGUCAUCGCUGUUAUUAUGUUAGUCAUGUUCACUGGAAAAUCUGAAGCUGAUUUUUGGAAGAAACUUGGCAAAGGCAUUGAAGGUGUUGGUCAACGAACUCGAAAUGCAACAAUUCAAGGUUUUCAAAUUGCAAAACAAGCUACUAAUGUAGUUGCAACAGCCAUCAGAGGAUAAGUUCGUUGAAAAUGCAAACUUAAUGUAUUUUGUGGUCUUAGCUUUUUUGAAAAAAAAAAAAAAAAUUCUGGCACUCGAGGACUGCAGCGGUAAAGCUAUUGCAUUGCAUUUUUUUUUUCUUUGAUAUAAAUUCAACUUUUUUCUCUAAGAUUAAUUCAAGUUAAAAUUUAUAUCAAAGAAAAAAAACAUAACUGAAGCCUAUUUUGUAAAAAGAAUAAAAAUGAGUUCUUAA
Molecule: messenger RNA, 458 nt
Organism: Episyrphus balteatus (marmalade hoverfly)
Lineage: Eukaryota; Metazoa; Arthropoda; Insecta; Diptera; Syrphidae
Product: sarcotoxin-1A-like
Exons: 2
Coding region: 29-226 (65 amino acids)
Biological process (GO): defense response to Gram-positive bacterium; antibacterial humoral response; defense response to Gram-negative bacterium
Cellular component (GO): extracellular region
Source: RefSeq, a predicted model, not a curated record